AUGAGAUAAAACAUUCUUAUUGCCCUAUUUUUAGCUUUAUGUCUAAGUACUAUUCUUGGUUCUGGCGAAAAUCGCGAAAUAUUGAUUUCUUAAGGGCUUGUAGAUUUUACUGAAUCAGACCUUUUAGGCAUCUACUAAUCUUAUGGAUAUUAACCAGAUACUAAUAGUGAGAGAUAUUAGCUCUUUAAAAGCAGAUUAGCUAAAAUAAUAGAACAUAACUCUGAUCCUAAUAAAACCUACACUUAGGGUAUUAAUCAUCUAACUUUUUAAACAAGAGAAGAACUUUAAUAACUUAGAGGCUUUCAAAAUUGUACUGCACUUGCUAAAGAGAAUACUCGCUCUUUUAGGACUUACGAUAUGAAUGAUAUUCCAGAUUAUGUAGAUUGGAGAGAAAAAGGAGUUGUGACUGCUGUUAAAAAUUAAGGAGAGUGUGGUUCAUGUUGGGCAUUUGCAGCUGUUGGAGCAAUUGAGAGUCACUUUUCAUUGAAAACAGGAAAAUCUCCUAUUUAAUUAUCUGAAUAGCAACUAAUUGAUUGUGCUAGAUAAUUCGAUAAUCACGGAUGUGAUGGAGGCUUACCUUCUAAAGCUUUUGAAUACAUAGCUUAUGAAGGAGGAAUUGAAAAUUCAAAGGAUUAUCCUUAUACUGGUAAGAACAACAAAUGCUAAUUUGAUGGAGAAAAUAUAGUUACAAAAGUUAAAUAAUCUUUUAAUAUUACUUACUUAGAUGAAAAAGAAUUGAUUUAUCAUUUGGUCCAUAAAGGUCCAGUCACAUUAGCAUAUGAAGCUGCUGAUGAAUUUGAUAACUACUAAAGUGGUAUUUAUGAAGGUAAAAAUUGUGAAUAAGACCCUUAAAAAGUAAAUCAUGCAGUCUUAGCAGUAGGUUAUAAUAAAACUGGUGAUUACUACAUUGUAAAAAAUAGUUGGGGAGACAAAUGGGGAAUGAAUGGAUAUUUCUAUAUCAGGGCGAAUAAAAAUGCUUGUGGUUUAGCAAGUUGUGCCAGUUAUCCAAUCAUAGAGUGA
This is a messenger RNA of Tetrahymena thermophila SB210, 1020 nucleotides long. Its product is annotated as papain family cysteine protease. Gene Ontology annotation, biological process: immune response. The transcript has 3 exons. Lineage: Eukaryota; Ciliophora; Oligohymenophorea; Hymenostomatida; Tetrahymenidae. Gene Ontology annotation, cellular component: lysosome. The record is from RefSeq and is a predicted model, not a curated record. Gene Ontology annotation, molecular function: cysteine-type endopeptidase activity.